AAGUCGAUCAUUGCUCACUACAUCUGCGCAUCAACAACUGGAAGAAACAGACGACUCUAAAAACCGGAAUAGCCCACAGCAAGGGAAUGGGACGGAUGGUGUCAAAAACUGGAAUUAUACAGGAAGAAAGAGUCCGUAACAACGAUAACAGCAAAGUUGUAACACGUGCUUUUAGUUAUGUGGUUUAAUUUAUAACGAGCCCUCUGUAUAUAUAUAUAUAUAUAUAUAUAUUUUUUUUUUUACCGCAACGACUGUUGGGACAGUAUCAUAGGCGUCGUCAAUUUCCUCCCGAAACUCCUAGCUGUUUCAAUUUCAAGAAUUCAAACACAUUUGGAAGAGCUGCAGAUUCCCUACCUUGGGAUAUAUUGGUAUUUCUUUAAAACGAUCAGACCCAAUUGACAUCCAAUGGUAAGAGCUGCCUGGAUAGAUCUUCGCUAUGGAUGAACCUUGGAAAGGGACGAUCAAUUCUAUUUGAUUGCUCUAUAACGUCAGGCCAAUGUGGAGAGUCCCCAGAGACAACCGGUACCCACAGCCCCUCCCAUCCCUGUACUGAAUCCCCAGUGCAGAAUGAUCCAGGUUGGAGAAUGCCUAACACCCCUACUUCAGGAGUCAAACAACUAUGCAUAAGAACAACCAGACUAGCAAUCUGUUUUAAAAGGAUUUUCUCUGGAUUCAAAAGACUUCCUAGCCAGUGACUUAACAUUUAAAAUCCAAWUUUCUUGUGACAUUUAAGACUCUUCCAAGUGGUGGACAAGGUCAAAUCACCUUCCUAUCGAGCUGUGGAGAGGUGGCAGUAGUCGCCCAUGUGUAGCAAGAAAAUAGCUGCUGAUAGCGGAAUAACGUAGCCUCAGAUUGUCGGGGUUCGUUUCUUAACGGGGCGAGAGAUCCCACCGCUACCAGCAACGAGCCCCAGUCUGCCUCACUGAGUCACUCCACUCCCGUCCAAAGGCAGACACUCUAUCAAAUGGCAUGGGCCAAGUUCUUCAGGAAGCCGGGGGGCAAUCUUGCCAAAUCCUACCAGCCGGGGAGCAUGCUGUCUCUAGCCCCCACCAAAGGCCUGCUGAACGAGCCGGGGCAGAAUAGCUGCUUUCUCAACAGUGCGGUGCAGGUGCUGUGGCAGCUGGACAUCUUCAGACGCAGUCUGAGGCAGCUUCCUGGGCACUUCUGUCUCGGAGACUCUUGCAUCUUCUGUGCGUUGAAGGGCAUCUUCUCCCAGUURCAGCACAGUCGGGAGCGCGCUUUGCCCUCGGACAACCUGCGUCAUGCCCUGGCAGAGACCUUUAAGGACGAGCACCGCUUUCAGCUCGGUUUCAUGGACGAUGCUGCAGAGUGCUUCGAGAAUAUUCUGGAACGGAUCCACCUGCACAUUGUGCCUGAAGAGACAGAUGCCUGCACCUCCAAGUCCUGCAUCACACACCAGAAGUUUGCCAUGACACUCUACGAACAGUCUGUGUGCCGUAGCUGUGGGGCAUCCUCCGACCCCCUGCCCUUCACUGAGCUAGUGCAUUAUGUCUCCACCACUGCCCUCUGUCAACAGGUGUAUCAGAGGCGGGACGAGUCAUUUGGAGAGCUGCUGCAAGCGGCCAGCACCAUCGGGGAUUCCCGCAACUGUCCGAGUAACUGUGGCCAGAGGAUCAAGAUCCGCCGAGUCCUCAUGAACUCCCCGGAGAUCGUCACCAUCGGCUUCGUGUGGGACUCAGACCAGUCAGACCUCACGGAGGACGUCAUUCGCUCACUGGGGCCACACCUCAACCUCUCUGGGCUCUUCUACCGGGUGACAGACGAGCACGCCAAAAAGGGAGAGCUUCUAUUGGUUGGGAUGAUCUGUUACUCCAGUCGCCACUAUUGUGCCUUCGCCUUCCACACCAAGUCCGCCAAAUGGGUGUUCUUCGACGACGCCACAGUCAAAGAGAUUGGYACCCGGUGGAAAGAUGUGGUCACCAAAUGCACCAAAGGCCACUUCCAGCCCCUCCUCCUAUUCUACUCCAACCCAGAUGGCAGCGCCAUCUCCGUAGACGACACCUCGCGCCAGAACACUGACCACUCCUGCUACAAGUCCCCCGUCAACGGAGACGUCCAAGCUCCCUCCUCUCCACUUCCGGGCCCCAAGAAACUGGACCUGACCAGGGAGAACCUGAAUGCCCUGCUGGGCCCCAGCAGCUUCCAACCGAAUAGCCAGACCCCUUCCACCUUUACCAGGGGCAGUGGCCAGACUGGCGGAGGCCGUGGACCAGUGAAGCUGGGCACCAGUGAUCCUAAGAGCCGUCUGAAGGACAUCUCCAGAGAGGUGGUCAUGAAGGCAGGGGAGGUCCGGGGAAUGCACCCCUCCAGGAGAGACCAGGACAGGACAGACAGGAGGAGACAGGACGCCCGCUACCGAGAUCCAAUAUCAGAGAGAUACUCGCGCUCUGCCUCCCCGCCGGAGAARGGCUUCAAGCAGUACCUGGAUACGCGCCUGUAUGCCAGCCAGGGCAAAGGGCCCACCAGGACAGAGAGGACCCCCCACUUUGGCGGCAGGUGCUCCUCUCACGAGGGGCCUCCUCACUCCCAUUCCAGGGUCCAGGUACUACCAGCCCUGCCCAGCGGCAGCGAGGGCUCCGGUGGCGGCCAUUACAGCCGGAGACUAGAGCAGCUUUCUAACGGCUACGACACGGACAGCAGCCAGGAAUCGCGGGAGCGCCCUGGGAGCCGGGAGGGCGGCCGUAACUCCAGCUCCAGCAGCAGUAGCAGCAGCAGGCCAAGUCGGCCAUGGAAGCCCAUGCGCGAGGUGCUAAAUGUGGAUAGUGUGAUAAGCGGUGGUGGUGGAGGGAGUCAGGAGCACCGGCAGCACAGUCCCCACCGGAGACCCUCCACCCAGGAGAUGGCGCCAACCUCCCACGAAAGAGACAGGGAACAMGACCAGGACUUCACAUGGGGCGGGCGUGAGGAGCACAAGCCCAAGAGCCUGAUGACCAUCUACGAGGAUGAGCAGCGGCCKGAGACGGGCGAUAGCCGCAGUUCACUGGAGUCAGAGGGCAAGGACAGGUCAAAGGUCAGCACGCUGAAGGUGCGCAGCGACAACUGGAAGAUCCAGCGCACCGAGUCGGGAUACGAGAGCAGCGACCGGCUUAGCAACGGCUCGGCCAACCUGGACUCGCCCGUGGUGGAGAAUUUCACGUCCAAAGAGCUGAGGCCCAAACCUGAGGUACACCUGACAAGGGAUCCCUUCCCUCACCGGAGAGGUGACGACUCCAAGACUGACAUCUUGCACUCCUCUUUCUCCUAUGGUGAACACCCAGCAAAGUUUCCAGACCUGCAAGACGCACAUCUCCUAAAAUUGAGUCCAAGUUCACAAACAAGAAGAGCCUUCCGAUAUACGCAUGGAAUUCUGGAGAGGACGGAAGGUCUGGAUGACGAGCAGGAGGAUAACAUCGAUGGCAGCCCCAGCCCGGUCAGCCCUAUUCCCCCAUACCUGCCCAAGACCAGCAGCUCAGAGUGGAACAGCUAUGGCGACCUCGCCGGCUCCUUCUCCGAACAGGYAGAYACCAAGCCCCUGGUAACCAAAGACCGCUCCCCCCAGCCCCACUACCACAUCCUGGCCCCACUUCUCCCUCCCAAGACCAACAUCCACCGGUUGACAGACCAGUCGGGCUUCCGCGCUCCCCAGCUCCAGGAGCCCAUUUGCACAAGUGCCAGGAACGAGGCCAAAAACGGGCCGAUACUCUCCCAAACCAUCCUCCGCAGGUGGAUUGAGACGCCCGCCGACCACAAGCUCUCAUCGGACGCUAGCUCCAAGUCAGGCUCGUCGGACCAGGACCGGAACGAUCUGUCGGCCAGUGAGAGCGGAGAGGAGAAGUUUCCCAGUUCAGUGCCAGGGGACGACACGGACGACCUAGACUCCCCGGUGACAGGGGAGAUGGUUCUACCUAUGGGCCUCCCCACCACCUACUUCUCUGUGGACAAUUGUAUGACAGACACAUACCGGGCAAAAUACCACCAGAGGCCCGCCCUGUACYUGAUGACGAACGCUAAAGGCGGGGAACAACACGUGUCGUCUGGUGAGAGUGACCUGGGAGAGGGGGGACUCCCCAUCCCAGAGGCCCAACCUACAGAGCCCCCUAAGAGCCAGCCUGAAUCAGGUUACUACUCCAGUAAAACUAUAGCUAAAUGGAAUCCUGUUACACCCAAAGGACUUGAUGAACAUGGGUUUCUAUGAUGGAAAGUCUACUGUUGAAGAGGCCUGGUACGAAAGCAACAGUUAGAAAAAAUGUCAUCUCCUACAAGUUUUGAAUCCUCUUGCGGUGAUGCUUAUUUGCUUGUAGAGAUGUCAUAUCAGAAGACAGACAUGAAUCUGGAAUGCCAAAGAGAUUGGUAACUCCCAGAGGCAGCAAAAGUCUGAAGAGUAUUCUUCAGUUCAGCAGUAGUCUCAGGAGUCCACGCCUGCACAACGGUCUUCAUGUGAUUGUGAUUGUGGCCACUAGAUGGCAGCAGCAGUAAUUGUGGAUUUGCACAGUAGAAAGCCAAAAAUAAAUUACGAAAGAGGAUCCAAACCUAGGAUGGUUCUUGGUCGAUGCAGGGACCUGCUCGAACUUACUUCCAAGGUCAUUCACAGGUUGGCUCACUGAAGAAUGUCUCCCACGAAACCACUUUUCCCCUCCAGAGAUGAUCAAAUAAACUAAAUGUAACAAUGACAAUAACUCAUCURUAACCAAUUUACACUUUAGCCAGAAAAUCUAUGAAAUGCUUGUAUUUAUUUCUCGAAUUACGGUCAUUUCAUUGUUCUACAGUGACUGCGCAACUUCUGCCUAUGUAACAAUGUAACAAGGUGAGGUAAAUCCUCCUUGAGCAGGUUUUUACUUUGAAUGUCCAGUGUUGAUGCAGUCAUGGAAUAAGGGAGAUUCAGUUUGUGUACACUUAUGCGUUGUUUUUGUUGGAGCACUACUUUAAAAUAAGUCCCAAGGGUUCCCCCUAUGUGGCCACAGAGGCACCUGGUGUUAGGUGAAUCUGUUCCAGUCCGAGGUUGAAUGAGUGUUUUAAAGGCCCAGUGCAGUCAAACUUGCUUUCCCUGUGUUUUAUACAGUAUAUAUUUCCACACUGUUGGAAUAAUAC
Salvelinus sp. IW2-2015 is the source of this 5088-nucleotide messenger RNA. Its product is annotated as inactive ubiquitin carboxyl-terminal hydrolase 53. Gene Ontology annotation, cellular component: cell-cell junction. The record is from RefSeq and is a predicted model, not a curated record. Gene Ontology annotation, molecular function: cysteine-type deubiquitinase activity. Gene Ontology annotation, biological process: sensory perception of sound; response to auditory stimulus; protein deubiquitination. Lineage: Eukaryota; Metazoa; Chordata; Actinopteri; Salmoniformes; Salmonidae.